UGAGCAGAAAAAAGUCACAUUAAACACUUUCUUGGAUACUCUCAUGUCGGAUCCCCCGCCACAGUGUCUAGUGUGGUUACCACUUCUGCAUCGACUGGCAAAUGUUGAAAAUGUCUUCCACCCCGUGGAGUGUUCCUACUGCCACAGCGAGAGCAUGAUGGGGUUUCGCUACCGCUGCCAGCAGUGUCACAAUUACCAGCUCUGUCAGGACUGCUUCUGGAGGGGCCAUGCCAGCGGUUCCCACAGCAACCAGCACCAAAUGAAAGAGUACACGUCAUGGAAAUCACCUGCUAAGAAGCUAACUAAUGCACUUAGCAAGUCUUUAAGCUGUGCUUCCAGCCGUGAACCUUUGCACCCAAUGUUCCCUGACCAGCCUGAAAAACCUCUAAACCUGGCUCAUAUUGUGCCCCCCCGCCCUGUAACCAGCAUGAACGACACACUCUUCUCCCACUCCGUUCCCUCAGGAAGUCCGUUUGCAAACAGAAGGUUACUUGGGGGUAUAAAUGCAGCCAGUCCUGUGGCUGAUGAGCAUUCUCUUAUAAAGCUGUAUGUAAAUCAGCUUCACAACAAUUCACGCGUGCUCGACAGUGCAAGUCGCCUGGAUGAAGAACAUAAGCUGAUCGCCAGGUAUGCAGCAAGGCUGGCAGCAGAAACUUCUUCAUCACAGCCGGGUCAGCAGAGAGGGGCAUCAGAUAUCUCCUUCACCAUUGACGCAAACAAGCAACAAAGGCAGCUGAUUGCAGAGCUUGAAAAUAAAAACCGAGAAAUCCUGCAGGAGAUCCAGAGGCUGCGACUUGAACAUGAGCAAGCGUCUCAGCCCACACCGGAGAAGGCACAACAAAACCCCACCCUCCUUGCAGAGCUCCGACUCCUGAGACAGAGGAAAGAUGAGCUGGAACAGAGGAUGUCUGCUCUCCAGGAAAGCCGGAGGGAGCUUAUGGUUCAGUUAGAGGGCCUCAUGAAACUGCUGAAGACCCAAGGGGCGGGCUCCCCGCGUUCCUCGCCCAGCCACACUAUCAGUCGACCAAUUCCAAUGCCCAUCAGGUCUGCCUCUGCCUGCUCCACCCCGACCCACGCACCUCAGGACUCUCUGACCGGGGUGGGAGGAGAUGUGCAGGAAGCCUUCGCACAAAGUGCAAGACGAAACUUAAGAAAUGAUUUGCUGGUGGCAGCAGAUUCAAUCACCAACACUAUGUCUUCUUUGGUAAAAGAACUAAAUUCUGAAGUGGGCAGCGAGACAGAAAGCAAUGUGGAUUCUGAAUUUGGACGGACUCAUUUUGAUGACCUUGUUCCAUCCCCAACGUCUGAGAAGGCUUUCCUCGCGCAGAUCCACGCCCGGAAGCCAGGGUACAUCCACAGCGCUGCUGCCACCGGCUCCAUCCGCAGUGACAUGGUUACAGAAGAUGGAGACCCCUAUGUCAGAGCGGAUGAUGAAAAUUAUGAGAAUGACUCUGUCCGCCAGCUGGAGAACGAACUGAAGAUGGAGGAGUACCUGAAGCAGAAGCUGCAGGAUGAGGCAUACCAGGUCAGUUUGCAAAGUUGAGUGCAAUAUCCUUCUCUCUCUCCUCUCAAGUAAG
This is a messenger RNA of Eurypyga helias (sunbittern), 1577 nucleotides long. It is a transcript of the gene DTNA, whose product is annotated as dystrobrevin, alpha. The record is from RefSeq and is a predicted model, not a curated record. The coding region runs from base 44 to 1543 and encodes 499 amino acids. Lineage: Eukaryota; Metazoa; Chordata; Aves; Eurypygiformes; Eurypygidae. Gene Ontology annotation, cellular component: plasma membrane; synapse. Gene Ontology annotation, molecular function: zinc ion binding. The transcript has 14 exons. Gene Ontology annotation, biological process: synaptic signaling.